UUUGUAUGUUGGGUACGGUAGGUCAUCCUCACACACCCUCUGUCGUCUGCUCGCUGAUCACUGUUCUGUUUUCUGUUUUGAAAAGCAAAGAGCAUGUUCUCCAGAUCCAGUUUCAAUUUCUAAGUUUAGCGUCGUGUAGUUUCAUUAAAACAGUGAUAUUCUGAUUAUCAGUGAGCUAUCAUUCAAUUGUGCUUUUAAAUUGGAAGACAGCUGGAACCAUCGUGUAACUUUAACCUUCACUCCACCAGAAGAUCAGCUGAUGAAAUGUUGACGUUGGUGAAUAGAUGUGCUAAUAGAUUUUUAGCCAUACACUCUGCCCAAAGAAGUGUUGUCUUUUUAUCAUCAGAAAGUGAUGCAGUUCCAAGCAAAAAGAAAAAGAAGCCACCUGAAAUCCGAAUAAAUCUAAUAGAGAACACAAGUUUGAAUGUUAUCAGUUUGGAAGGAGCGAAGAAACUUGCAGCGAAGAAAGGAGUUCAAUUAGUUCCAGUAGAUAAUCCUGCUCACUGGAUGCAUUCGGGCAACAGGACACCAUAUGAAUUUCUAACUCCAUCAAACAAAGUAUCUAAAAAACAGGAUGAUUUUAAAGCUCAAGGCUUUAAAGGUUUAAAGACCACUAUUUUUAGCUCUACUAUUCAAGAAAAUGAUAUAGCUACAAAAAUUAAGCAGCUAUCCAAAUGGAUUAGAAAUGGUUAUGUCAUUGAAGUUGCCUAUGACGUUUCUGAGAAGUCAAAUGAUAUACGUGCAAAGGUAGAAAAUACGAUUACAGAUGUAGCAAAAUUGCCUGGUAAUAUCAAGAGGCAAUCCAGUAGUCUGUUACGAAUUCAGUAUGUACCUGAGAAGACACUGAAUGAAAAGGAAAACUCACCAGUAACUCGAGACAAUUGAAGUAGUUAAUUUGAAUGAACUGAAAAAUAU
Frankliniella occidentalis (western flower thrips) is the source of this 915-nucleotide messenger RNA. RefSeq lists its product as uncharacterized. Gene Ontology annotation, biological process: translational initiation. The record is from RefSeq and is a predicted model, not a curated record. Lineage: Eukaryota; Metazoa; Arthropoda; Insecta; Thysanoptera; Thripidae. Bases 265 to 885 code for a protein of 206 amino acids. The transcript is spliced from 2 exons.